AGUCUUGCUUUUGUUGUGCCUCUGCUGAGGCCGCCCAUUCUCCCAUCUCAGCACCCCGAAAUAAAUGAGCAGAAAUCUUGAAAAGGAGAGAACGUGGCAGGAAUAUUUGGAAAGGACAUGGCUCAGAGAAGGGUGCAGAACAAGGAGGCCACUCCCUGCUUUUAUGUCCCCUGCCCAAAAGACGCAUACGUUUUCAAAGUAGUUCUCCUGGGAAGCACGGCUGUAGGAAAGUCAAGCCUGGCCUAUCGUUAUGUGAAGAAGGACUUCCGGGACUCCCUGCCUACUGUGGGCUGUUCCUUCUUCACACAGGUUCUAAGUUUGGAUAACACCACAAUUAAGCUUGAGAUCUGGGACACUGCAGGCCAAGAGAAGUACCAUAGUGUCUGCCAUCUCUAUUACAGAGGAGCUAAUGCUGCUGUUCUGGUUUAUGAUAUAACGAGGAAGGAAAGUUUGGAGAAAGCAAAAAUGUGGCUGACAGAACUGGAGAAGGAAUUCCUUCCUGAUGAAAUAAUUAUAGCUUUGGUUGGCAAUAAACUGGACCUUUCUGCUGAACGGGAGGUCACAUUACAGGAGGCAAAGGAUUUUGCACAAACAAAGAACCUGCAGUACAUGGAAACAUCUGCAAAAUCUAAUUACCAAGUGGCAGAACUCUUUGUGUCUCUGGCUCAUGAAUUGUUAAAACAAGAACAACAGAAAGAGAAGACAUUUCAAUCAACACAAUGGAAGAAAUCACAUGUUGAUCUGCAUGAAACAAGUUUUCACCAAACGAAAUGCUGCCAAGCAAUCUGAGAUGAGUUGUUCCGUGUGGCGGG
Molecule: messenger RNA, 812 nt
Organism: Lacerta agilis (Sand lizard)
Lineage: Eukaryota; Metazoa; Chordata; Lepidosauria; Squamata; Lacertidae
Gene: RAB17
Product: RAB17, member RAS oncogene family
Exons: 6
Coding region: 118-789 (223 amino acids)
Cellular component (GO): endosome
Molecular function (GO): GTPase activity; GTP binding
Source: RefSeq, a predicted model, not a curated record